This is a messenger RNA of Glycine soja, 1454 nucleotides long. Its product is annotated as protein RTF2 homolog. Gene Ontology annotation, cellular component: nucleus. The record is from RefSeq and is a predicted model, not a curated record. The transcript has a single exon. Gene Ontology annotation, biological process: site-specific DNA replication termination at RTS1 barrier; mitotic DNA replication termination. Bases 181 to 1272 code for a protein of 363 amino acids. NCBI's taxonomy places the organism in Eukaryota, Viridiplantae, Streptophyta, Magnoliopsida, Fabales, Fabaceae.
AAAUGAUAAAAGUAUAAAAAUCACUAUAUGAUAUCGGGUUACCUCCUCCAAUUCUCACCGAAAUCCGUCGUCAAAGUUGGUUUCCGGCAGAGAUCAUAUAUCUCCUAGGGUUUCCAGCUGAAUCGAGCAUACUCCCUCAAUCUCCAAUUCCACAUCACAAACCCUAGAAAAUCUUUUCAGAUGAAUCCAAAAUCGCUCCAAAUCCUGGUGCAGUCACCGGACCUCGGAAUUUCCCUUCAACCCACAACCAAACACGAAACCCUUUCCGAUCUCAAACACUCUCUCUUUCCUCAAUCACACCGAUCCUUCUACUUCACCUUCAAUGGCAAGCCCCUCCCCGACAAAACCCCUCUCUCGCAAUUCCCCCCUCUCUCCACCCUCUCCCUCCGCUCCCGCCUCCCUGGUGGUGGCGGAGACGGCGGUGCCACAGGCGCCGAGUCCCGUGACUGCUACCUCAACAUGUACGCCGACAAGAAGCCCGACAAGGUGGACCCCAACGAACAGCGCCUCUCCAAGUGGCACAACUGCGCCCUCUCCAACGAACCCUUGAGAGAGCCCUGCGUGAUCGAUAAAUUGGGGAAUAUCUUCAACAAGGAAUCUCUGGUGGAAGCGUUGUUAGGGAAGAAGCUUCCCAAGGAAUUUGGGCACAUCAAGGGUUUGAAAGAUAUGAUUAAUGUUCAGCUUUCUGCGAUUCCUGGAGCGGAGGAUGGGGCAAAGUUUCAGUGCCCCAUUGCAGGGCUUGAAUUUAACGGAAAGUAUAGGUUUUUCGCGCUGAGGAAUUGUGGGCAUGUUUUGAGUGCCAAGGCUCUGAGGGAGGUUAAGUCCUCUUCGUGUUUGGUUUGUCACAAGGAGUAUGCUGACUUGGAUAAGAUUGUGCUCAAUGGAAGUGAUGAGGAGGUUGUAAUUUUGCGGGAGAGGAUGGAGGAGGAGAAGCCUAAGAUUAGGGAGAAGAAGAGUAAGAAGGUUAAGCAUAAUAAUGGUGAUGGUGUGAGCUUGGAAGGGACUAGGUUGAGUGGUACUAAGCAUGGUGUUGAUGUUAAGGGUGUGGAGAAGGCUUCGGCUAAGGUGGAACGAAAUGGGAAGGUUGGUAAUGUUGCUUUGAAUGGUAAUGGUGGUGGUGGUGGUGCUGCUGCUGCCAAGCGUUUCAAGGCUGUUGAUUUGGCCCCGGCGAAUGCUACUAAGGAUGUGUAUGCUUCCAUUUUCACUUCCUCGAGGAAGUCUGACUUCAAAGAAACAUAUAGUUGUAGGUCUCUUCCUCUUGGAAGAAACUGAUUCAGGCGUCUCUACUGUUUUAUUGUUGUCCAAUGUACUGAAUUUUAGUUUGUGCCUUUGUGGUUAUAUAAGUGAUUGACUUUUCCUGUGAUGGAUUUACUGGUUUCAUCAUCAGAUUAUUAUCAUUAAUCAUGCUUUGGAAGGAGUUUUGUUAAUAACAUAUAUUUAUUUGGCAAUAGGUA